AUGCCUGGGAAAGUGCAGCCAACCCAACAAGGUCAUAUUCGUGAUUGCGACUUCCUGAUUGCCCAAAGCGUACUAGCGGCGCAAAACAUCGCGGUCAACCGCCAAUCUAGCAACCUUGCCCGCCCGGACCAUCUCAGUUAUCGCGGCUCAAAGGACCCAGAAAGCCUCGCCCGCUUGAACCUUAGGUUUUAUUUUCCCCGUCUCCAGCCAACGUCGAUACCUUCUGGAUUACACCCUGAGGUGAGGGCGAAGUGA
This is a messenger RNA of Fusarium verticillioides 7600, 255 nucleotides long. RefSeq lists its product as hypothetical. Lineage: Eukaryota; Fungi; Ascomycota; Sordariomycetes; Hypocreales; Nectriaceae. The transcript is spliced from 2 exons. The coding region runs from base 1 to 255 and encodes 84 amino acids. The record is from RefSeq and is a predicted model, not a curated record.